Salvelinus namaycush (lake trout) is the source of this 1338-nucleotide messenger RNA. It is a transcript of the gene ppp1r14ab, whose product is annotated as protein phosphatase 1, regulatory (inhibitor) subunit 14Ab. Gene Ontology annotation, cellular component: cytoplasm. The record is from RefSeq and is a predicted model, not a curated record. Lineage: Eukaryota; Metazoa; Chordata; Actinopteri; Salmoniformes; Salmonidae. Gene Ontology annotation, molecular function: protein serine/threonine phosphatase inhibitor activity. The transcript is spliced from 4 exons. Bases 92 to 535 code for a protein of 147 amino acids. Gene Ontology annotation, biological process: regulation of phosphorylation.
UCUCCACCAGUGCGUUACUAUUACCAAUGAUAGUGCACUUCUUUAACUCCCUUGGUCCAUAGUCUGCACGUGUCUGUCACCCGAAGUGGAUAUGGCUGCGAACCGGGUCGGGAGGAGAUGUAACAACAAAGUCCAUUCCCCGAGUAGGGGUCCAGGUAGGGACCCGGGGCUUAGCUUGCAGAAGAGGCAAGCACGGGUCACGGUAAAGUACAACAGAAAGGAGCUCCAAAGACGCUUGGAUGUGGAGAAGUGGAUUGACUGUAGUCUGGACGAGCUCUAUGUGGGCAGGGAGGAGGAGAUGCCAGAGGAGGUGAACAUUGACGAGCUGUUAGACCUGAAGAGUGACGAGGAGAGAACGCACAGGCUCCAGGAAAUGUUUCACACCUGCAAUAACACAGAGGUUUUCAUCAAGGAGCUGGUGUUGAAACUCCACGGGCUGCAGAAACAGGAGGACCUCCACAACGAUGGCAUCGAACAACCCCAGCUACACAUCUUCCCCAACCGGCAAGACUCUGCAGACCGAGAGGUGAUCUGAAGGCCCUGUUAUGUUACCCUUCAAACCCAGCACCCCAUUCCCCAGCCCGAUGUCAUGGACCUUUUCUGAAAAACAUGCAUAACAUUGAGUCUUGCGGGUCUAUACACUUUGCGCUACACACUGUCAAAUACACAUUAAACAGCUAGCCAGAUCUGACCACUUAUCAGAAACAUUGCAGACACCUUAUCUGUCCACACACACACCACAAUGCACAGGCAGUCCACGCAACAUUUGGACCUGUACAAUGUCAUAUGAAUUAUGUUUUAUUUUUGUUAACUUAUAAAGUGUCUGAAUUGUGUGAAACAGGCUGCUUCUCUGUUGGGUCGCUACUGCUACUUGUGUUCUGUGUUUCCUCGAAUUGUUCUGCUGUUCUAUCUUUUUGUCCCGUACAUUGUAUAAUGCUUUUAUUGGAAAACCCAUGAAGGUAUCAACUGUUGGUCUGUGUCUUAUGUUGUGAGAUGCACCUCUGAUUCUGUUUAGCUCAUAAACCAUAGUCAAAGAGUCCAGCAACAUACUGUAGAUACCAGUGUCAGUCUGAAGGUAAGAAAGACCACUAAGCUUUCAUAUAUCCCAAUGGGUUAGUCAAUGGUACCUGGCUACAAGCAGGCCUACCAUCUUUUCAAAUUGUAUCCAUCAACAUGAGACAAUAGUUCAUGUGGUCAAGUGGAAGAAGAAAUCUCUCUCUCUCUAUAUAUAUAUAUAUAUAUAUAUAUAUACUGUAUAUAUAUUAAAAGGGGGAGAAAUAUUGUGUUGUGAUAUUCCCAAUGAUUUUCAUGACCGUAUACAUAAAGCUACAAAGGAUA